Molecule: messenger RNA, 2693 nt
Organism: Sorghum bicolor (sorghum)
Lineage: Eukaryota; Viridiplantae; Streptophyta; Magnoliopsida; Poales; Poaceae
Exons: 17
Coding region: 177-2138 (653 amino acids)
Source: RefSeq, a predicted model, not a curated record
CCCAGAAGAAACCCCACCGCUCCCGGCGCUUCUAGUCCAGCGCUCGUUCCCUGGCAGCUGGCACGGCGCAGCCGUUCUCCUCGCUCGCCCCGACAGGCCGCCACACCGCCCACAGUCGUCGUGCGCGCGCUCCCGAACCUUGCUCCACUCCUACACCAGCCGCCGCCGCUGCGCGGAUGGCGGCCUCCGGUCCUCCCCCUAACUCCCCCUUCGCACCUUGCUCCACUCCUACACCAGCCGCCGCCGCCGCUGCGCCGAUGGCGGCCUCCGGCCCGCCGCUCGAAGACUGCCUCCGCCUGCUCCGCGGCGAGCGCGACGAGCAGAAGCUGGCGGGCCUGCUCGUCGCCACCAACCUCUGCCGCGCGGGCGACAGCGACGCCGUCUCCAAGGUCUACCGUGCCGUUGGGCCCCGCUUCCUCCGACGCCUCCUCAACACCGGGUUAGGGAAAGUGGAGGGCGGGAAGGAGGAGGAGCGAGAGGCAUACCUGCGGCUCGCCGUCACCGUGCUCGCAGGGCUCGCGCGCGUCCCGGAGGUUGCGGCCGACGAGGGGGUCGUUUCCACUGUGCCCCUAGUCGCCGAGGUUAUCACGAAAUCGACUGAUCCAGCAAUCACUGAAGAAUGCUUUGAACUUCUGUCACUUAUUGCAAUAGCCUCUGAAGAUGGGGCAUAUAAGUUUUGUGAGCCUGGUGUAGUAGACAUGAUAUUCCUUCAAAUCUUAAGCUUAACAGAUGGUUCUAAGUGCAUAGAACUUGCCAUUAACCUAAUGCAGUUACUAGUUCAUAAACUCAAAGUUGACACUAUGAGUGUGGAGAAACUGCAAGGCAUGACUAGCAUGGUAACCUGCCUUGCCAGGCUUUUUGCUGUUCUCCAUACUGCAGUUAAAUUUGAUGCCCUGCACAUGCUUACCACCCUCCUGUCCCAAAAAGAAUCUCCACUUCAUGAUUCUUUGAGAUCAAUACCGGCAUCAAUUUGGGAAUCUCAUAUUCGAGUUGGAAUCACUGCCAUUCUCCAAAAUCGUGUUGUAUCCUCUGAAAAGCUGCACACACUUCUUUUGGCGGAGUGCAUGAUGUCCAUACUAGGCGAGAAUUGGUUGUCAGAAGAUUUUCAUGUCCCGGAUAAUCAAAAUGUGUUGCCUGUUGACAAAUUCAUGUUGCUUGUCCUCGAAUCCGCAAGGGUUGAAGUGGCAGUCCUGCUAAAUGAGCUUGCUUAUCUGAAGUAUGAGUCGUCAAAAACUUCUCAGACAGAUGAAGCCAUCUGUCAGAAACAGAGAAACCUGGCUAUACUAUUUUCAUUAAUAGAAAAAAUAAUCAAAAUGAUAUCAAAUGCCAGUAGUGGUGAAGGUGCACCAAUUCAGACCAUCCAUGAAAGUACCAUAAUGCAGGCCAUUACGGGAUUAAAUGAGACAAUCAGUUUAGUCUUAGAUUUUCUUCAGGACGCAAAGGAUCAUGGUCAACAGAAAGGUGAUGAUCUUUUGGCAGCUGCAAGAAUAGUAGGAAGUUAUCUGGCAGAAGCACCAUAUGCCUGCAAGGAGAAGACUGGAAAUCUAUUGGAAUUUAUCUUUUCUAUAGAAGGUCAAGAUGAAUCAAGCCCCUUCUAUUCUAUUUGCUUCAUGCUUCCAAUGCUAUCCCAAAUAACAAUGGAGGUUGAUGGGUGUAGAACUUUGGCAUCAUUUGGCGGCUAUAAGGCAGUUAUAGAUUGCCUUGUUAAAAUGAGUGAGCAGGAUGGAAUGAUGAUUGACAAUGGUAGCAUGUUUUUGGCAUGUGACACCAUCAUAAAUUUCAUGUCUAAUAGGAAGAGUGUUCAUAUUCCAGUGGAUUCUCGCUUCAUUCGCCUUCUAAAGGCACUUGUUACAUGGGCUGGAACCACAGAUGCCUCAUCAGUUACCAUGACAGCAUCCUGCUUAUGUGCAAUGCUGUUGGAGUUGACGUCAGAAGAGUUUCUAUUGAGCUGCUCUCAUUUUGACGCCAAGACCCUUGGGAGUUUGGCUGAGCUCAUUAUCAGAAGUUUGCAACAGGAUAUCCCUGAUGAUGACAGGGAGCAAUUCAACCAGAAGCAGAUCAUUGUAUCAGGUUAUAGGCGAUGGGCUGAUCGGUUUCCACAUGUUAAAGAAGUUGUGGAGCAGCAUGUGUCUGUGUGAUCAUCUGCUACCCCCAGGAGCUGUUCUCCAUGAAAUGCAAACCUACAAGGGGAAUCUAACAGUGCAACUAUGUAGAUGCCUCAGUUCUGAUCUUUGGUGGUUCAUUCCCUCUACCUGGUAUUUGCCUGUGACCUGUUGCUGAUGUGAUUUUGGUUAUGGUAUCUCGGCUUACGAUAGUUCUGCAAUGGGGAAUGUUAGGUUAGCAUAAUUCUCCAGCGGCAGCUGAUGAGAUACGAAUGUGGUUCAGAAAGAUGCAUUGUUUAUCCGGGUAAUCCUCAGCAGCGAAGCAAGUCUGACACUGGAAUCCUUCACCAUUUCUCUACACUAACAUCUUUUUAUAGAACGUAUUUAACAGACGUUUCGCAUGUAUAGAGAGAUUGUAUCAAGGGCAGUCCCAUCUAGUCCAUUAGUCCAGGAUGGUCUAAAGAAUAUGCCCCUUUUUUGGCAAAUCACGACGUGCUUGUUUGUUGUCAAUGGGGACGUCAGCUGCCCAUCGAAAUAACGCAUGGAGUCAAGGUGAUAAUUUGAGCUCGAGUGGAUCGGUUUUGUCACGAA